This is a messenger RNA of Hippocampus zosterae (dwarf seahorse), 3083 nucleotides long. Its product is annotated as retinoic acid receptor alpha-B-like. Gene Ontology annotation, cellular component: transcription regulator complex; nucleus. The transcript has 9 exons. Lineage: Eukaryota; Metazoa; Chordata; Actinopteri; Syngnathiformes; Syngnathidae. The record is from RefSeq and is a predicted model, not a curated record. Gene Ontology annotation, molecular function: RNA polymerase II cis-regulatory region sequence-specific DNA binding; nuclear receptor activity; zinc ion binding. Gene Ontology annotation, biological process: cellular response to corticotropin-releasing hormone stimulus; regulation of transcription by RNA polymerase II; retinoic acid receptor signaling pathway. Bases 819 to 2243 code for a protein of 474 amino acids.
GAGAAGGGGCGAGGCCAACGAGUACAGGCCGGAGGUUAGCACAGGACACCGCCGGAACGCCAACACAAAAAGACGUCAACAGGACGAAGCGUGCCGACUUGCGUCGGGCUGCCCGCCAUUGCACCGCGGGACCAAGUGGCCCCGUUUCACGCGUCGUGAAAGUGCGACGGCGCGAGGGGCGCCGGGCGCGGGGCUUUUCCGUCUCGGCCCGCCGCGUGGACUCGUUGAACCGGAGCGAGACGAAGGGCGCGCGCCGUGACUUCGGAGGGGGUCCGCGAGCCGCUUUCCGCUGCCGCGGGCGCCGUUGUGCCCGGCUCGCCGCAUUUCCAAGUUCCGGGUUAGAGGAAUCGAGCGACGGACGUUGUUUUUUUUCGCGCUUUCCUCGAUUUGCUUUCGUGAAGCUCUUUUCAAAUCGGAACCAGGUACGUUCGGACUCGUUCUAAAGUCAACACACGCCACGUGCGUGCCGAUCGGGAUUUUUAUUUUGGCGCUUUCGGACAGACGUGCUUGAAUUUCCACGCGCUCGUCGCGCGGCGGCGAAUGUAAGAACAAGUGGAAAGAGCGAGAAGGAGGUCGAAAUGGGUGCCGCGAUAUUGCGGGGGAGUGUGACCAAAAGCGCGCUUGGCUUCGUGGAGGGUUGAAAGGUCAAAAGGACGGCUCGUUUCACUCCGUCCCUUCCCCCCUCGCCUUCGCCCAUCGGUGCACUGUGAAGAUGUGAAGCGCCGCCGUCUCCUUCCGUCCCUCGUCGGCUUUCAUUCUGGGUGUUUCUUCCUGCUAAAAGACCGAGAAAGCAAAGCGGCGGUUCGGCAUUGGCGGCGAUGUACGAAAGCGUGGACGUUGUGGGUUUGAGCCCCCGCAGCCCCGGCGGCGGCGGCGGCUCUUUCCUGGGCAUGGACUACUACCACAGAGCGCCGGGCUUGGAGCCCGAGCAAGGACUCCUGGCCGGCGUCGGGGGUCUUCAGAGGCCGUUCGGCGGCUCCCUGGUGAGCGGCAGGCACUGGAGCGGAUCUUGCCACUCGAUCGAAACGGAGAGCACGAGUUCUGGAGAAGAUUUGCUGGUCACGAGCCCCCCAUCUCCACCACCUCCGCCGCGCGUCUACAAGCCGUGCUUUGUAUGUCAGGAUAAAUCCUCCGGAUACCACUACGGAGUCAGCGCAUGCGAGGGCUGCAAGGGAUUCUUUCGAAGGAGCAUCCAGAAAAACAUGGCGUACACCUGCCACCGAGAUAAAGUUUGCGUCAUAAACAAAGUGACACGCAACCGCUGUCAGUCCUGUCGCCUGCAGAAAUGCCUCGAUGUCGGCAUGUCCAAGGAGUUGGUCCGAAAUGACCGGACAAAGAAGAGGAAGGAGGAGAAGAGGCAGGCGGAGGCGGAGCUCUACGUCUUGUCGGCAGAAACGGAGCACAUGAUCGAGCGAGUUCGUCGCGCGCACCGAGACACGUUUCCCUCUCUUGGUCAGCUGGGCAAGUACACCACGGAUAACAGCGCCGAGCAUCGCGUGCCUCUGGAUAUCAACCUGUGGGACAAGUUCAGCGAGCUGUCCACCAAAUGCAUCAUCAAGACGGUGGAGUUCGCCAAGCAGCUGCCCGGCUUCACGACGCUAACCAUCGCCGACCAGAUCACUCUUCUCAAAGCGGCCUGCCUGGACAUACUGAUCCUGAGGAUCUGCACGCGCUACACCCCGGACCAGGACACCAUGACCUUCUCCGACGGUCUGACUCUCAACCGCACGCAGAUGCACAACGCCGGCUUCGGGCCGCUCACCGACCUGGUGUUCUCCUUCGCCAGUCAGCUGCUCCCCCUGGAGAUGGACGAUGCGGAAACUGGGUUACUCAGUGCCAUCUGCCUGCUGUGUGGAGACCGUCAGGAUCUGGAGGAGUCGGACAAAGUGGAUGUUCUCCAGGAGCCCAUGCUGGAAGCUCUGAAGCUCUACGUCCGGAGACGGAGACCCGACAAACCUUGUAUGUUCCCCAAGAUCCUGAUGAAGAUCACGGACCUCAGGAGCAUCAGCGUGAAGGGAGCAGAACGAGUGAUCACACUGAAAAUGGAGAUCCCGGGCUCCAUGCCUCCACUCAUUCAGGAAAUGUUGGAGAACUCCGAGGGACUCGAGGGCCAAGGGAAGGGCAGAGGCGGCGAUGGCGGCAGCGAACACGAGCAAACAAAGCGGCAAAAUUCGAGCGCCCCGUCCCCGAUGUCCGUUCCCUCGCCCGGCCGCAGCCCCCCGGCCAGUUGCCCCUCCCCGUGAGCGCCCGCUCCUCCUACCUCUGCAUUGCACAGCGCGGGGCCACGCUCGAGCACCGACCUGAUGCGUGACUCGUUUUGCCCGCCUAAAUGAUGCGGUUGCAAAGACGCUAUCGUGAGCGCCUGGUCCAGACGUGACCGCUUGACGCAUUUCAUGGGAACUACCCGUUCACUUUUCAACAAUCCUUUUGUAAAGAUCGUAUGGUUUCUUUUUAUUGUUAUUGUUUUGCGGACAAAAAGAAUCGGGCUCUCUCGCCGCCCCUCUCUGAUUUCUCAGUCGCGGGACAUUGUCAGAUAUGAACAGAUUUGAUGAAGGAUUAUGGGGUUUAGUCUAUAUAUAGAUGAUAACCCUCUUGUGCAUUUUUCUCUCGUGAAAAGCCAUGCGUGUUUUGCAAAAUCGGGGCCUGUGUUUGUAUGUAAAAAAGAUAUUUUCUUAAAUGGACAUGAUAUAUUUGGUCUCCUUGAUCUCCUUCACCCCAUCAGUAUUCCCCCUUAAAGUUGCCAUCUCCCACCCCCCCUAACGCACAAUGCUCACUUUGUAUGCAUUGCUACUGCCGCACGCAAAUUGUUUUACAAUUCCACUGUUGACUUUAUACGAGGGCGCCUAUUUUUUUGUGUUUACAGCUCUGUUGUCUGCUGGAGUCGUAAUCCACAAUUUACUCUUUGGAAUCUUGUUUUGGUUUUUAAUGAUUCAAAUUCCAGUUCUCUCCUCCCAUAAGGCUGCCAACCGUCGUGCGAAUGGGUGAGCUGGGCCCCGGAGUAAGUGACCACAUCAAGGGUUCGGCUGCUCAAAUUCAACGUGCCAUGACGUUGUCAUGAAUGCUGACUUCAUUUUGGAGCGCCA